UCUGACUGUCCGGAGGCGUCGGGCAGCUGGCCAAGCCCAGCUGCUAUAAAAGGAAGCCAACACUCAGCCCUGCAUAUCCUCUGUCAACUCUGUUUUGUGGAGACCUGGUGGACAAAUCCUUGGGCACCAUGCUGACAGAUCUGGAGAACGCCAUCAACUCCCUCAUUGACGUCUACCACAAGUAUUCCCUGAUUAAAGGGAAUUACCAUGCCGUCUACAGGGAUGAUUUGAAGAAGUUGUUAGAGACAGAGUGCCCUCAGUACUUGAAGAAAAAGGAUGCAGACACGUGGUUCAAAGAGUUGGACAUCAAUGAGGAUGGUGCCGUUAACUUCGAGGAGUUCCUCAUCCUGGUGAUCAAGGUGGGCCUGUUGGCUCAUGAAGACAUCCACAAGGAGUAGCAGAGCUGUGGCCCCUGGGGCUGGCCCCUGGACUUGUCCCUGCAGAGCAAUAAAGUAAAUGAUACCUCA
Messenger RNA from Diceros bicornis minor, 467 nucleotides. It is a transcript of the gene S100A8, whose product is annotated as S100 calcium binding protein A8. Gene Ontology annotation, biological process: leukocyte migration involved in inflammatory response; neutrophil aggregation; neutrophil chemotaxis. The transcript has 3 exons. The record is from RefSeq and is a predicted model, not a curated record. Gene Ontology annotation, cellular component: cytoplasm. Gene Ontology annotation, molecular function: calcium ion binding. Lineage: Eukaryota; Metazoa; Chordata; Mammalia; Perissodactyla; Rhinocerotidae. Bases 129 to 398 code for a protein of 89 amino acids.